Messenger RNA from Mercurialis annua (annual mercury), 1688 nucleotides. RefSeq lists its product as uncharacterized. The transcript has 5 exons. Gene Ontology annotation, biological process: dolichol-linked oligosaccharide biosynthetic process. The coding region runs from base 750 to 1433 and encodes 227 amino acids. NCBI's taxonomy places the organism in Eukaryota, Viridiplantae, Streptophyta, Magnoliopsida, Malpighiales, Euphorbiaceae. Gene Ontology annotation, cellular component: UDP-N-acetylglucosamine transferase complex. The record is from RefSeq and is a predicted model, not a curated record.
UCACAGUUUUUGUUGAAUUUACUGAAACAAUUAAACACAGACAAUAACACUCUGCAUUUACUGAUUUGAUCAUCAAUGUUUAGUUAUCUCUAAUUCCUUAUAUACAGUUGAUUUAUUUUCAGAGUUUAUUUUUAUGACAGUACGAUUUUGAUUCUUUGUUUGAUUUUUAAUUGCUUUUAUUACAAAAUUGAUUUAUUAAACUGUAGCUAAUUGUCUAAUUUCUCUACGCCAAUGGUUGUAAAUAAUUAUUUUGAUUAUUUGUCUGAAUUUUUAUUGCUUACAUUUAUUUAGGAGUUUUUAACUUUUUAAAAUUGAUUUUAGAACAUUAUUCCAUAGUCUAGAUUGGUUAUUUUUGGAAUUGCUUGCUGUUUUAAAGAAAUAUAUUUUUAAGUUUUGAUAAGAUUAAAAGUAAUCAAAUAGGCUAAUCUUGCAUUGUAAUGCUUUUCGCGUAAACUGUUGCCUAAUUUUAUCAGUUCAUUCGGUAAUAUGUAGGGUGUAUGCGGAGUAAAGGCGAACGAUGUUUAUUCUGAUUUUUGUUUUUUGUGUUGAAUCAUGAGAAAGAUGCUCUUUUAUUUCUGAAAUAGUGACAAGAAGUUAUAUAUUUAUAGUAUACACGAUUAUGAUUUGAGCUACAUUCGGAAUUACCAUGAUUGUGGCCAACCAUAUUUAGUAGUGUAAUGACAAAUUGAAGCUUGACUGUUUUUUACUUCGUAUUUCUCGGGGAGCCUACUGUGAUAUAGUUUCGAGUAAUGGAGACCGCAGAUGGAAGUCUCUUUUUAGUUUUGGUUAUCAUCAUUAGCCUAGUUUUCAGUGCGGUUGCUCGCAUUUUUUAUGUCCUUUAUCGAACUGGAAAGCCCUUGCGAGCUGAUUCCCUAAAGCCUCUGAGUACUCUAAUUGUUUUGGGUUCAGGGGGCCACACUGCGGAGAUGAUUAAUGUGGUGGCUUUACUUCAGAAAGAUAGAUUUACACCUAGAUUUUAUAUUGCAGCUGCUACGGAUAAAAUGAGUCUGCAAAAGGCCUGUGUUUUGGAGGACUCUUUAGUUGAUAUGCAGCAUCAGGGCAAAAGGGUCUCAGCUAAGUACAUGCAAAUUUACAGAAGCAGGGAAGUUGGCCAGUCAUAUUUAACGUCGAUUUGGACAACUUUAUUGGCUGUUGCUCAUGCAUUGUGGAUAAUGAUUAAAAUCAGACCGGAAGUGGUUCUUUGCAACGGACCUGGAACUUGCAUUCCUCUAUGCGUAAUUGCAUUCCUAUUCAAGGUGGUAGGGAUUACAUGGUCAAGUAUUUUUUAUGUUGAGAGUAUAGCAAGAGUGCAAAGGCUAUCUUUAAGUGGUUUGCUUCUCUAUAAGCUACGCAUAGCUGAUCAGUUUUUCGUACAAUGGCCACAACUUCAGAGUAAAUAUCGUCGAGCACAAUAUGUUGGCUGUCUGAUGUAGCUGAUCGUAUUUCGAUACUGUCGCAAGUCCCAUUCAAGCAUCUAACUCGGUUUUUGACGCAAGACGGAAAUUUAUAUUCACCAUCCAGUUUUUACUGAUAAUUUGAUCAGCUUUUCAUUUUUUUAUGAAUGUAAUUUUUUAGCACAGUAAAGAUUGGAAUACACAUUGUUUUUCUAAAUAUGAUUUUAAAUCAAAAUAUAGCAAUAGAAUGCAAUGUUUAAAAAAUUUAUAGUAUGUUCAAGUCUUUUGCUGCUA